AUGGCUCUCGUUAUAAAUAUUCUCUCUCUUUUGCUCUUAGUAGUCCUAGUUCGUUCGGAUCAAAGUACGGCGCCUCUUAGAUCCUUCAUGAUAAGUGAAAAUGUAACAUAUGAUUGCAUUGAUAUUUAUAUGCAACCAGGACUUGAUCAUCCCUUGCUCAAAACCCACAAAAUCCAGAUGAAACCAACAGUUUCAAGAACUGAAUUAAAAAAUCAUACUGGUGACGACAAAACAUCUUUUAAGACGAGAAUAGGAUGUCCAACUGGAACUGUUCCUAUCUUGAGAAAUAUAAAAGAAUUCAUUACAACAUCAGAACAUUUCGCCGAUAAAGAUCUACAUCCCUUAUCAGCCGAUAGCCCUGGAACACAUAUUGCUGGAGUAAGGUCACGUAAUGGUCCAUUCCAUGGUGUAGAAGCAUUUUUUGAUGGACAUAAUCUAAACAUCGGAAAAGAUCAAGCCUCGUAUAAUCAAAUAUAUAUAGGCAGUGGAUUAAAUAAUGAGGUCAAUUUUAUCUCAGCGGGUUUGAUGGGUAAAGAUGGAAAAGGAUGUUACAAUACAGCAUGUUAUGGAUUCGUUCAAGUAUCAGAGACAGCUCCCAUAGUCGAACCCAUUGAUUUUUCGCCAGGAAAACCUAGUUGGUUGCACUACUCUAUCCAUCAGGAUAAAAACACAGGAAAUUGGUGGCUUACACAAUUGAGGUCAGACGCACCUAACGAAGAUAUCGGAUAUUGGCCAAAAGAGUUGUUUAAUCUUUUCCAAAAUGGUGCAAAUAUGGUUGGAGUUGGAGGUGUAGUUCAGGCUUCACAUUCUGGUUCAAGUCCUCCAAUGGAGAAAUUCUUAGAUACACUACAAGAAAACAGGGCGGAUUCCGACGGCCAAAACCGUCGGAAAUCCGUUGGAAUAAGCCCUAUUCCGACGGCUUGCCGACGGAUAACUGGAAUCCGUCGGAAAUCCGUCGGAAUCAUUGUCGACGGAUUUUCGACGGCCAGAACCUCCGACGGAUUUCCGACGACCCGUGUCACCGACGGAUUUCCGACGACCCGUGCCACCGACGGAUUUCCGACGACACGUGUCACCGACGGAUUUCCGACGGGCAAAACUUCCGACGGAUUUCCGACGGCAGAAAAUGAGAAUCUGAGAGUCUUUAGCUUCAAGGAAUUGAAGAAAGCAACGAAGAACUUCAGACAAGACAGGGUGGUAAUAGACGGUGGCUCUGUUCGAACAUUCUACAAAGGAUACAUCAAUGAGACCACCUUUGCUCCAUCAAGAAGUGAAACCGAAAUUGCUGUUUCUGUCUUCGAAUGUCCUCAAGAUAGCUCACAGGCUCUACAAGAGUGGAUGGAGAAAGUGAAGUCUCAAGAGGAAAUUUCUCAUCCAAACUUGGUCAAACUUUUGGUUACUCUUGUGAAGAUAACAAAUCAUUUUUCUUGGUUUUCGAAUACUUGCGCCAAGGAAGUUUGGACCGUCAUAUAUUCGGAAGUUAAGAUCCCUUCAAAUUAUUGUCUCCAUUCUUUAAAAUCGGUAUACAAAAUUUUGAUGUUUCUUUCAACAGAAGAAGAGGUGUUGCCAUGGGAAAUACGAGUUCAGAUAGCUAUCCAAACAGCUCAAGGUAUUGCAUUUCUCCACUCGAUCAAAAACAGCUCGAUACAUCAAGAAAUCAGAAUGCAAAACAUUAUUCUUGACGAGCAAUACAAUGCAAAAUUGUUUUAUUGCGAGUUAAACCAAAAUUGUGUGUUAGACAAAAAAGGUCGUCUUGCUGGAGGAUUUGGAUACAUAGCUCCUGAGUUGGCAAUGACAGACCACAUUGGAAUGGAGGGCGAUGUUUACACAUUUGGUGUGAUCUUACUUGAGCUCUUAACUGGUCUCAAAGCUUUUGAUACAGACAGGAAUAAGGCCAAGCGAAACUUGGUUUUUUGGAGUAAAUCUUUCUUGUCUGAUAAAGACAAAAUCCGAGAAAUAAUCGAUCCACGACAUGGGAACGACUAUCCUGCGAAAGCAGCGAGACGGAUGGGGCAAGUCAUCAAAUGGUGCAUCCAGCAGGACAAAAGGAAUCGACCAAUGAUGCAACAAGUUUUGAUGGGUCUGAAUAUUAUUGCAAAGACGAAGGAUUGA
Messenger RNA from Arabis nemorensis, 2112 nucleotides. The record is from the annotation of a GenBank genome assembly. Lineage: Eukaryota; Viridiplantae; Streptophyta; Magnoliopsida; Brassicales; Brassicaceae.